This is a messenger RNA of Notothenia coriiceps (black rockcod), 8034 nucleotides long. It is a transcript of the gene syde2, whose product is annotated as synapse defective 1, Rho GTPase, homolog 2 (C. elegans). Gene Ontology annotation, molecular function: GTPase activator activity. NCBI's taxonomy places the organism in Eukaryota, Metazoa, Chordata, Actinopteri, Perciformes, Nototheniidae. The record is from RefSeq and is a predicted model, not a curated record. The coding region runs from base 165 to 5246 and encodes 1693 amino acids. Gene Ontology annotation, cellular component: synaptic membrane. The transcript has 8 exons. Gene Ontology annotation, biological process: regulation of Ras protein signal transduction; cell migration; signal transduction.
UGAGUGAGGCGACAGCGCGGAGGUGACAGCGGAGAAUGGAGAGGAGCCCGUCCGCCCGGCGAGCUUUGACCGCGGCGAGCGAGGAGAACCCACUCGGCCCUUUCCUUCUGGAGCCAGCGUGCUGAAAGAAACCUUGAGGAAUAAACUGGGGGCAAAGGAAAGGAAUGGCUGAUCCUCUGCGGAGGACUUUACUAGCGAAACUCCGGGGGAAGAAAUCCAAGAAAGGAGCGACAGUCGGCGGUGGAUACGGCUCUGCUGCUGCGGCGAAUGGGGGCCGAGAAGGUAAAGAAAAAGUUUUGCAAACGCAGCGAGACUCCGACGAGGCUCGCCCGGUAGUCUUGCUCACAGAGCUGGAUUGCACGACAGAGAGAAUGAGUACGUACGAGAAUUGUGUUGACGGUGCGAUGGUGCAAACAGGGGGGGUGGUAGCAGUCCGGGAGGGUCUCGCAGCAGAGUUGCCCGGCGCACUUCCCCAGGAGCCGAGCAGCGGGGGCAGGGUUCGGGUUAACGAGGAGCUCCUGGGGGUCUCACUUCAAAGAAACGCGCAGUUUGUUGCACAUGAGGUAGAUAGGAGCCACCAGGCACCCAGAUCCACUGACAAAACCGUGUUAUCUGCGGGGGUCCCGCUUGGUGGACCGCAUGUCCACAGAAAACACUUCGUCUCGGUGCCGCGGCAGUGCAGCGGAGGGGACUCAAUUGGGUUUGGGGACAAUUCAAAUUACGUUUUGUGCCGAGAGCCGCAUACCGGGGUCAGUAAACCGCCAGAGGCCCAGGUUAUUGCUGCUGAUAGGGAUGGGAGGGAGCCCAGAGACGGAGGAUAUUCCCGGCACAUGGCAGACACUGAAGUGGCUGUUAAUGAACACAACGCAAACUGGAGUUAUGACAACAGUCAAACUUUGGGGACAGACUUGCCAGUUUGCGCAGCACUUGAAUAUACACACUGUAUGUCAAGGAGCACAGAAGAAAACAUUGUAAUCAGAAAUAUAGAGAGUUAUGGGCCGGAGUAUGCAGGGGACAUGCGAGGGACUGCAGGCAGUCUGCAGAGCCCGACGUUUUUCCCCACAGAGUUAGACAUAUGCGACAUUAACAUGGCAUCCCUGUGCGCCACAGAGACGUCACUAAGAUACCCUUUAGAUAGUGAAGAUGAUGAUUAUUAUGAUAAUGAAAUUUUGCCUUUUUAUGCAACGAUCAGAGCAAAAAGUGAUGGUGAGAAAGCAGAGGUUACAGAGCUGCCACGGCCUGGUCAGGUUAAAGGACAGCUGGAUGACAGUAACAGUGCACAGGAAACUGACAGGCUUAGAAACCAGCUGAAAGAAGCGUAUUACCUUCUAAUAAAUGCUAUGAACGAUAUCAACCUGGAUGUCCAGCAGAUUAAUGUUGGUUUAAUUGAGCAGCAGGCCAACUCUUCAUGUAGUAGCCACUCCAGGGAUAGCCUGUGCUCGAGGUUGUCCGCCAAAAACAUGGACAGCGACUCCUGGUCAUCGGGAGGCGACCACAGUCCACAGCAGGUGUCUGACACUGACUCACUCCUGCUUUGCCUCAGUGGGAACUUUGAGUCAGGCCUCAAAGCCAGGCUGAACAGUAAGAGUAUGGUAAACCUGUCCCUGACUAAGAUAAGACCCAUGUUACUGCGCUCUGUUAGUGAUGGAGGGAUCAGGUAUACAUGUGGUCAACCAUCACUAUGUGUUAAAGCCCAGACAUCCAGUGGGGAUAAAGGGGCCACAGAGACAAAAGAGGCUGAAGGGGUUAGAGCAACAGGAGUAGGUGAGCUCUCCGAACCUCAGGUGCUUCACAACGCCGUCAGCAGUGAUGAGUUACAAGAAGCUGGCGGUGAUGACGAGAGCAGCGGCUCAGUCAACAGCCUCACGGGUUCUUCAGACAGCAACGCCGAAGCAUCAACAAAUCAGGGUGACAACAACAAGCAGGAGCCGACUGAUGCCCGAGUACAGAGAGCCAACUCUGUCAACAAGGGCCACGGUGUCACUGUCAACAAGAUGCAGGAGUGGAUGCACAAGGGCCGUUUGCUGUCCUCUGAGAUGAAGCAACGCAUUGAGGGCUCAUCUUUGCCGUGCAGCGGAGGACAAAGCCAGGACCGACCCUGCUCUCUUGGUAACCGAGGGGUUAAAUCUGUCAAGGUCAAGUCUCCACGACAGCAUCAGCCAGCUUUCAUUGAGAAUGUCCAAACCCCCUGUGCUAAUGGCCGGGAGGUGGGCAGGGCCAAUGAGUCAUCGUUAUGGCGGCCACCGCUCACCACAAUUACCGUCUCCAAGAAACGCAACUGGCUGCAGCAAAGCUCCCUUGGGAAGAAUCAGUGCACCAAGGACGAGCUGCAAGGAAUGCUGGGGGCUGAAGAGGAGGGGCCCAAUCAGCUGCCACCUCCCCCCAGUCCCUCUCCUGACCACCUGAGACCCUCAGGGGCAGCUCCAUCACGGCCGGCCCGCCUACACCUGCCUCAGGCAAGUAUUGGUGAGGCCAAGGUGUCCCCUCAUCCUCGAAGCAUUGACCCGGCUGAGGAGAAUGACGCAGAUGAUGAAGGCGAGAUCUGGUACAAUCCAAUCCCUGAGGACGAUGAAGUUGAGACCUCUCAGCGAUCCGCCGUCCGUCUGCUGGUUCCCCACAGAGCUGAGCCCCAGAGGAGGCCCAGCAGGGCGGGGGACGUGGGUCAGGGCGGCAGGAACCUUGGGGGCGGCAGUGGCGCCGUUCCGGAGGCGCUCGGGGAAAGCCUCGGUGGCGCUUCAGGAGACGGUGUUCAAGGGAAUGCUGUACAUUCCACUGAGGCACUAAAUCUGCACAGACAGAUGCUCGCGUGCAAACCUCAGGAGGAGGGGGGGCCUUCCACCAGCAGAACCACAGAUGGUCCUGACCUGCCCAAUGCAGUCAGCUCCCCUCCCUCCAGCCCGAACCCGGCCAAGAAGAGCAGCUCCAUCAACUGGUCCUUCCCAGACAAGAUUAAGUCUCCGCGCACCGUGAGGAAGAUCUCCAUGAAGAUGAAGAAGCUUCCAGAGCUUAGUCGAAAACUCAGCGUCAAGGGGACCUCGAGCAGCAGUAACAUCAACAACGGCAAUGGAAGCAGUCAUUUAGAGCCCAGAGCCCAUUCACCCCGGAACAAUGUGAGCGGGUCGGAGGCCGUCCCCCAUUCCUCGGGCCCUCCCAGGUUAGCUGCAUCUGGGGGAGGGCAGGCCAGUCGUAACGUUAUCUCCCGCUACCACCUGGACAGCAGUGUGUCCACGCAGCACAGCUUCAGCAAGAAGAAAAGUAACGGCAGCUCAAAGUCCGCCAGUAAAGGUGGUUACCUCAGUGAUGGCGACUCACCUGAGCUGGUGGCAAAAUCUGGGAAGCACGGCUCGGCGGAGGGGAAGGGCGGGAAAAGCAAGGAGACGGAGGUAGGAGGUGGAAGCUCCAAACUUAAUGGCACAGAAUUGGACAUUGAUGCUUUCCGCCAUUACAGCUUCACAGAGCAACCCAAGUGCAGCCAGUACAUCUCCGGACUGAUGAGCCUGCACUUCUACGGUGCUGAGGACCUCAAACCUCCGCGCAUUGACUCUAGAGAUGUGUAUUGCGCCAUCCAAGUGGACUCAGUUAACAAAGCACGAACCGCUCUUCUCACAUGCCGAACUACCUUCCUAGAUAUGGACCACACCUUCAACAUCGAGCUGGAGAACGCCCAGCACCUGAAGUUGGUGGUGUUCAGCUGGGAGCCGAUGCCGAGGAGAAACCGCGUCUGUUGCCACGGCACGGUGGUUCUGCCGGCACUUUUCCGGGUAACGCGGAGCCACCAGCUAGCGGUGAAGCUGGAGCCGCGGGGGCUGAUCUACGUCAAGCUGAACCUGAUGGACCAGUGGAAGAACUCGCUGGAUGGCGGGCCACACGGAGACAGAGAGCCCCAGAUGUUCGGUGUGGAGGCGUGGCGGGUGGUGGAGAGGGAGAACACAGGACUGAUGGUGCCACUGCUCAUAAGCAUGUGCAUCAAUGAGAUCGAGAAGAGAGGCUGCCAGGUAGUGGGCCUCUACCGUCUUUGUGGAUCUGCAGCCGUGAAGAAGGAGCUGCGUGAGGCAUUUGAGAGAGACAGCUACGCCGUGGAGCUGUGUGAAAACACGUAUCCCGACGUUAACGUCAUUACAGGAGUACUGAAGGAUUACCUGCGAGAGCUGCCAUACCCUCUGAUCACCAAGCACCUGUAUGAGGCAGUGAUGGAAGCCAUGGCAACGAGGCCUCUGCGGAUAGGACCAUCGGGCUGCGAGAAUGACGCGGGCGACACAGAACACACCGUCAGCCUGCUGGAAAACCUGCCAGACGUGGAGAGGGUGACACUGCAGAAGCUUCUUGACCAUCUUAAGUUGGUAGCGUCCUGUCAGGAAGUGAACAAGAUGACGUGUCAGAACCUGGCAGUGUGUUUCGGCCCGGUGCUGCUCAGCCAGCGCCAGGAGGCGUCCUGCCACACCAACCGAGUGUUCAUCGACUCCGAGGAGCUCGCCAGCGCGCUUCACUUCAAAAAACACAUCGAAGUCCUGCAUUACCUGCUGCAGCUCUGGCCUGUUGUGGACCCAACUGGCCGAUCUUCCUCUCAGCCCCCUGCAGCCUCUGUGUUUCUGACCUCAUCCGACCUGCUGUCAGCGCCUCCCAUCAGGCGGAGAAAAGAGCGUCCCCAGGUCCUGAAUCUCUCUGAAGCGGAGAUGGCGGGCGUUCUGCGGCCCAAACCGGGGCGUUUGGACAGCCCUAGCAACCGCUACGCCGGCGACUGGAGCCGCUGCGGCGAGAGCUACUUCCCCUGUGAAACUCUGCUGCCUCCCAACAGAGAAGAGGCGGACUAUGAUGACGUGCCCUCAGAGUAUACAGAGGCAGCUGAAGAGGAGCAGGAGAAUCCUGAAGAAGACCCAGAGGAAGAUAAAGAGCAGAUCGUUACCUGCCCUGAGUCUGAUUCUGCAGAGCAGGAGCAACCUGAGAGAGAACAAGAGGUGAAGGAGGACAGGGAAAAUGAGAAAGAAGAGGAGGAGACGCAAGAAGAGAGUGACAGUUCAGGCAAUGUGCAAACUUUAGAGGACAAUGAGGAGGAGAGGGUUUGCAACCACAUCCUUCCCCCUCUCCUGCCCAAAGAGCACACCUAUCAGGCCUACAUGAAGAUCCAGGACAUCAGCCCUGUGCUGAGCAACAGAGUCAACCUGAAGGACCUGCAGGAGAGCAUCGACACUCUGAUAGGAAACCUGGAGAGAGAGCUCAACAAGAACAAGCUCAAUGUUGGGUACUGACUCCUACUACAGACACACACUCACAAAGCCUGACAGGGUUUGGAGAAGACCUUCUCUACUGAUCAAGGUGCUUCAGGAUACAGACACAGGGUUUCUAUGAGAGGAUGGCAUGGUGCUGCUGUAAAAACAAUAAAGGAUGAGAGGAGAAGAGUUGCAACGGGGCACUUCUGGCGUUUGUACCUUACCCAUAGACAUUCCGUAAUGUUUUUAUUUGACUUUUUUUGUCGACUGUCUUACUUUAUGUUGUUGUUUUGUUUCAGUCCGGUUUUGUGUUCCAUGUUAUUAUUGUUGCUUCUCUUCUUAUUAGAAGAACCCAUUGACCCCUCAGGGGUUUAAAAGGUGCCUUAAUUGUGUGAAGGUGGUACGUCUAGAGGAGAAUCCACCCUGAAAUAAAAUGCAUCCCCUCUUGUGAUCGUGAUACAGUGUUGACAACCAACAGGAUAACCUCUAUGAUGUUAUGAAAAGUUGUUUUUCAGAUUGAAACAGGCUGCGGUAUAUUCUGUUUUAAGCCGGUACAUAUUUAUCCUAGGUACUAUGGGGCUCUACUCUAAGCCAAUGCUGCCAACAUUUGUUAAAGUGAAGUUACUGGUAGACAAAUGUAUUCACUUGUACGAUAACAUACCAGUGAUUCCCUCCAAAAAAAACGGGGUUCUGACGCAGUAUUUGGACACUGGAUAAUUCAAUAUUUAUGCAGUUGUUGGAAAAACUAAUGGGAUGAAUUAAGCAUUCCUAUUAAGAAUUUGUUUCCAACUAAGUUAUUUAAUUAGGUACUUAUAUUAGAUAUUGCGCCAAGAAAACAAAACCAUGCCGUCUUACACUUUUGGCCAUAGCAAAAAUACAUUCUGAUGUUUUACUGACCAUUAAUGGUCUCAAGUGCAGAAUGGGAAAACUCUUGAAUGUCUAGCUCAUACCGUCUGUUUUCCAGCAUGUAAACACAGUGUUUAGUAAAAGCUAACGAGAUCAUACAAGGAAGGUGUGAUCAUUCUGUUUAAGGGUGGAUUUUACUUUUUAAGGCAGCAGAGAGCUUUUUUAUUGAGAUAUGAAACCCUAAAUGUUGUUCAACAAUAAUGCACUUAUGAGGCAGGCAGUAGUGUGAAUUGUCAUUAAAGUUCAAGCAGUAAAUAAUAUAUGAACUGUGGACUGAGUUGACAGAGAAACAGCCGCCAUUGACACCUCUUAAAGAUACAUUUGAAAGAAUGUGGCUUGAAAUGUAUUUACGUUCUGCAUUGUGUGAGAUGUCCAGACAACAUCACACAGGAAUACAUACAUCAGUCAGAAUUGAAAACAAGACAUUGUCAAUAGCUCUCUAAUCACUGUUCACAGGAAGCUGUAGGCCUACAGACCAUAGAUAUUGGAUCUAAAGCCUGUAACUAAAAACGGAAAAGGUGUUUCAUGUGGCAUCAAAUUCAUUUCAGACUCAAGAGAAUAGUUGAACAAUUUGGACAAUUUGCGUGAGUUAGAUGAUCAUUUUAAUACCACCCAUGUGUAGGCCAAGUAUUCAACUGGAGCUAGAAGUUCCUUAGCUAAGUUUAGCUUAUUUUAGAUUAGCGUAAAGACUGGAGGCAGGGGGAAAUGGCUAGCCAGGCUUUUUCUAAAGUUAAAAGAGCAAACAACACGUGACCAGAACCCCUUCAAUGUAAUUUAAACAGAAAAUCUUUCUUUGAUUUGUGUGUUGCACAUAGUCUUUAUGCUAUGCUAAGAUUAGCUAAUCAAUCUACAGCAAAUAGGCACAUUUUCUCAAGAUGUUAAACUUUUCCUUUAAUUCAACAAACCAGUCUUCUUUCUGCUUCUCCCAGCUUUUAUUGGCAAAACCGUGAAAUAGACACAGCUGAAAUGUGAAGCACAAUUUCCAGAACUGCAGUGGAAACUGUUAGCGGAGGUUCAGACGACUAAGCUAGCUGCCUCAAUCGACAAAGGACGUUUUCAGCAAUCCAGGGAUUCAGAAUGAUCAGUAUUUAACCUAUAUGUAUAUAAUUAUAUAAAUGUAUUCGGAGUAUAUUAUUUUUACAGCUUCUAUUUCAAUGGUGUAUUUAAAUACUUCUGAUGACCUCGUAGUGUUGUAGCAAUAGUUGCUUUUCCUCCCUUCAAGCUACCUGUACACAUCUUAAUGUGCUGGACUAAUGGUACAACUUUAGCUGUAAAAAAUAUGGUAACUUGUGCUCUUGCAGAAAAAGUGAUAUUUUUAUUGUAUUGUGUAUAUAUUUGACAUUGUUUUGUGUGUCUGGUGGACUAAGCUGUGUUCCUGAUUAUUGGUGUUUUGUUUUUUUAAGGUACUGAACGUUGCAUGGUCAAAAGCUUUACUGACAAGGCUCUUUCUCAUCUGCCUUUGUAUUUGAUAUUUAUGUGUAAAAAUGCUUGUAAUGUAUGCUCAUUUGUUCAUCACCCAGCUCCUCCAAUAGACAGAUGACUGCACUGGUCAAGCUUUUCUCCAGAGGACUUAAAGACAGACUGAUUUGGUUUCAAACACUUCCAAAUUGUAUGAUUUACAAUUAUGAAAGGCCAUGUAUUUCCAUUUAUGUAUAUCUCUGAGUGUUUCCUUUAACACUUGUUUAAAGGAAAGAAACAUUAGAUAGGGCUUAGAGAAGGAUAAUUUAUGCAAGGUUUCCCUUUUUAUUGUCACUGUUCCACCCUGCUAACAGUCCAGCUGCUUCAUGAUGGUGAAGCUGUGGAUGCUGCUGUCAGUCUGAGCGGUCAGUGAAAGUGAGUUUCAGCAGGGUUCCUUUCCAACCAUCUGUCUGUCUAGGCAACACAAAAAAACAGGGCCUGAUUUACAUUAUAGAAUACAACA